This is a messenger RNA of Aspergillus ibericus CBS 121593, 1317 nucleotides long. Its product is annotated as putative L-serine dehydratase. Gene Ontology annotation, biological process: L-serine catabolic process; L-threonine catabolic process. The record is from RefSeq and is a predicted model, not a curated record. Gene Ontology annotation, molecular function: pyridoxal phosphate binding; L-serine ammonia-lyase activity; threonine deaminase activity. Lineage: Eukaryota; Fungi; Ascomycota; Eurotiomycetes; Eurotiales; Aspergillaceae. The coding region runs from base 1 to 1317 and encodes 438 amino acids. The transcript has a single exon.
AUGGGCAGCAUCACCACCCCCAACAACCCCCCAACCUACAAAACCCCGUGGCACUCCACGCCCCUCAUCGAAUCCACGACCCUCUCCCGCGCGGCAGGAUGUAGAAUCUUCCUGAAACUCGAAAACAUCCAACCCAGCGGGUCCUUCAAGUCGCGCGCCAUGGGGAACCAAAUCCUCUCACACCUCCGCAAGCCCGAGAACUACCACAAACCCGUGCACUUCUACGCCUCGUCUGGCGGGAACGCCGGUUUGGCCGCCGUCUGCGCGGCCCGGACCCUGGGAUACCCGUGCACGGUGGUGGUGCCUGUUUCCACGAAGCCGCUGAUGGUGCAGAAGCUCCGGAAGGCUGGGGCGGCGGAUGUGAUUCAGUAUGGGGAGACGUUUUCGGAGGCGGGGAUGUAUAUGAAGGAUGUUGUGAUGAAGGGGAACAGUACUGGGGGGAAGGAGAGAGAUGAUGAUGAUGAGGUGGUGAAGAUUGCGCUGCAUCCGUUUGAUAAUGAACCCAUCUGGGCGGGGAAUAGUACGAUUGUGGAUGAAUUGGUGGAGCAGAUUCCUCCGGCUGUGGGGGAGGAGGAAGAGGAGAUGCAUGCUGGUCGUGCGUUGCCGGUGGAUGCGAUUGUUUGUAGUGUUGGGGGUGGGGGGUUGUUGAAUGGGUUGGUGAUGGGGAUUGAGAGGCAUCGGAGUGGGGAUGAUGCGGAUGCGAAGCCGGUGCAUAUUGUGGCCGUGGAGACGAGGGGCACGGAUUCGUUGGCUACGGCGCUGGAGAAGAAGGAGCUGGUCUCGUUGCCCAAGAUCACGUCCCAGGCUACGUCGUUGGGGGCGAUCAGGGUCUCUGAGCGGACGUUCCGGUAUGCGGUUGAGCCGCCGCCCGGGGUGAAGGUGCAUAGUGCGGUGUUUUCGGAUGCGGAGGCCGCGAGGGGAGUGCUUCGGCUUGUGGAUGAUGAGCGGUUGUUGGUUGAGUUGGCUUGUGGGGUUUGUGUCGAGGCGGCGAUUGGGGGGUCGGGGGCAUCGAAGGCCUCCGGGUUGGUGUCUGCAGGGCAGAAGAGGAAGAGGGGAGUUGAGGUGGAGUAUGCGGCCAAGGAUGAAGGGUAUGGUGAUGAUCGGCUGUCUGCGGGGGAGAAUGAGGACGAUGGUCCUUCUCCUCCGUUGUCGCCGUCGUCGUCGGGGGAGUUGCAGUCCAAGCUGAAACAGUUGGUGCCGGGCUUGAAUGCGGAUAGUCGCGUGGUGAUUAUUGUUUGUGGUGGCAGCAAUGUCACGAUUGAUAUGGCGGCGGAGUGGAGGAAAAUGUUGGCUGAGGGCUGGGCGACCUCGGAGUGA